Molecule: messenger RNA, 2499 nt
Organism: Ipomoea triloba (trilobed morning glory)
Lineage: Eukaryota; Viridiplantae; Streptophyta; Magnoliopsida; Solanales; Convolvulaceae
Product: receptor-like protein 53
Exons: 2
Coding region: 1-2499 (832 amino acids)
Molecular function (GO): protein binding
Source: RefSeq, a predicted model, not a curated record
AUGAGAUUCUUCAUUAUUUUCCCUCUUGUUUUUCACAUCCUGUGUUUGCUUGCACUCUCACAAACAAACAAAGAAGAAGCUGAAGCUCUCUUACAAUGGAAGAUCAAUGGCUUAUCAUCAUCAUCUACUUCUUUACUGGAUUCUUCCUGGUCAGUCAACAACAUCACAAAUGUGUGCAAUUGGGAAGGAAUCAUCUGUAACAAGGGUGGAUCUGUCUCAGAGCUCAAUCUACCUCAUGAGAGCAUAAGAGGUACACUUGAACCAUUCCGUUUUUCCUUACUUCCUAAUCUUACUCGCAUCAAUCUCAAGAACAAUAGUUUGAGCGGAGUGAUCCCAUCUGCUAUCACCACCCUCCUUAAGCUCACUUUUCUGGACUUGAGCAAUAACAACUUCACGGGUGCAAUACCGGCAGAGGUUGGACAAUUGACACAGCUUCAAUACUUGAGCUUUUUCAGAAACUGUUUGACCGGUGUUAUUCCAUUUGAAGUUAGCAAUCUUCAAAAUUUGAGGUAUCUGGAUCUAGGAGUGAAUAAUCUGGAAACUCCUGAUUGGUCCAAAUUCCGCGGUAUGCCUUCGUUGACACAUCUCAAUCUCCGCUAUAAUAAGCUCACUUUGGAUUUCCCAAAACACUGGAUAGAAAAUUGCACAAAUCUUUCUUAUCUUGAUUUGUCAAAAAACCAUUUUACUGGCCAAAUCCCUAAGUUUGCGUUUUCCAAGCUACAAAACUUGGAGCAUCUUGAUCUCAUAGACAAUUUAUUCCAAGGACCACUUCCCUCCAGUCUUGCCAACUUGACCAAACUUAAACUUCUUCGCCUUUCAAAUAACAACCUUUCUGGCACAAUUCCUGAUGAAAUUGGUUCCAUUAUUAGUCUUCGGGUCCUAAAACUUUUCAAUAAUUCAUUUCAUGGGAGGAUUCCACCUUCCAUAGGAAAUCUAAAACAUCUUCAAUAUCUUGCUCUUGGAAGGAAUCUACUGAAUUACACAAUUCCUUCUGAACUUGGCCUGUGCACAAAUCUUGAGAACUUGUAUCUACACAAUAACUUUCUUACAGGAGAAUUGCCUGCUACCAUGUCCAAUCUCUCCAAGCUAGUUAUGUUACAGCUACAAUUUAAUAAUCUCUCAGGUCUGUUAUUGCCACAACUCAUUGUCAACUGGACACAAUUGAAUCUCUUUUCUAUAGAAAGCAAUUUUUUCACCGGAAGAAUUCCCUAUGAAAUUAGUUUAUUGACACAAGUUCAAUAUCUUUACCUUAACGAUAACCAGCUUUCAGGUCACAUUCCCUCGAGCAUUGGGAACAUGCCAAAUUUGGGCUUACUUUACCUUUCAGAAAAUGACCUCUCAGGUACAAUACCUCCCUCAGUUGGGAAUUUGACAGAGCUGAAUGUGCUAGAGCUUUCAUACAAUAAUCUUAAAGGAUCAAUACCGCGAGAAAUUGGACGUUUAACAUCACUAGCUGAUAUUUCUGUGAAUGUAAACUUACUUGAUGGAUCCGAGACCUUAUCAAACAUUUGUAAUGUCACCUCCCUGGUAGGCAUUUCACUAGCAAUUAACAAACUGAAUGGAGUUAUUCAAGAAUGCUUGGGAAACGCCACUGCUCUAUAUUAUUUGGAUCUUAAGGAGAAUCAGUUUCACGGAGGUUUUCCAGACUCGCUAUGCAACGCACCCGACUUCCAAUCUCUUAGCUUGUCAAGCAAUUACCUGAGUGGUGAAAUCCCAAAUUGUGUGGGAAACUUCAGCAAUCAACUCUCACUACUCAGUCUUGCCAAUAAUCUUUUUCAUGGAGCUCUGCACAAAGAUUUCUGCGGUAGCUCAACCCCUUUCAAUGUACUUGACCUAUCCCAUAAUUCUUUGAGCGGUGUCAUUCCUUCAUGUUUAGGAAAUCUAAGCUCUACAUUGUCACUACUGGAUUUAAGCAUGAAUAACUUUCAAGGGAGCAUUCCAGAAGGCGUGACGAAAAAGGGCAAUGUUCUGCAAACUCUCAAGUUGAAUCAUAACGGACUUGGAGGACCUCUGCCCCGUACUCUGAUCAACUCUACAGAUCUCCAAGUCCUUGAUGUUGGAAACAACAGGCUAAAUGACUCAUUCCCACACUGGUUAGAUGCUCUUCCAAAUCUGGUAGUGCUCGUCUUAAGAUCUAAUCAUUUUCGUGGAGAGAUAAGCAAUCCUACCACCAAGUUCCCAUUCCCUAUGUUGCGAGUUUUUGAUCUCUCCCACAAUUACUUCACUGGACCCUUGCCUCAAUAUUACUUGUUGCAUUUUACUGCAAUAAUAAAUAAUACUAUUCCUUCUGGUUUAGAUGUAUCAUACUUUAAAGGCAAGGUAUCUUACACUUAUGAAUCCUCUGCAACACUAAUGGUGAAAGGGUUAGAGGCAUCCGUGGCUGACUGGCCAUAUACCAUCAUCACUGGGAAACCUAACUUUGCUCGAGGCAUUAGACAUGUCUUGCAAUCAACUGAUUGGGAAGAUUCCUUGGCAACUGUCAAAGCUUGGGUUUCUUGA